Messenger RNA from Lotus japonicus, 1538 nucleotides. RefSeq names its product growth-regulating factor 3-like. The record is from RefSeq and is a predicted model, not a curated record. Gene Ontology annotation, biological process: developmental process; regulation of DNA-templated transcription; DNA-templated transcription. Gene Ontology annotation, cellular component: nucleus. Lineage: Eukaryota; Viridiplantae; Streptophyta; Magnoliopsida; Fabales; Fabaceae. Gene Ontology annotation, molecular function: ATP binding. The transcript has 4 exons. The coding region runs from base 200 to 1351 and encodes 383 amino acids.
ACAAACUUUGCAGCCUUUGCUGUCAGAAUCCCUCUUCUCUCACUCUCUCUCCACCCUCUAUUUCUCUGCAAAAAGCUUUUCACAUACUUGGUCUUUACACAUCCAACACACACACACCUAACCAAGUUAAUUAUCCACAGUAAUAAAACCAAAAGCAACCAACAAAGUUAAUAUCUUAUCUCUCUCUCUCUCUCUCUCUAUGGACUUCCAUCUGAAGCAAUGGAGAAACCAGCAUGAGUCAGAGGAACAACAGCAUUCUUCAAAGAUGCCAAAACUUCUCCCUGAAUCCCCAUCAACUGCCUCUGCUCUCCCUUUGUUUGUACCUGAACCCAACAGCAAAGUCAGCAACUUGUCAGAUUCAUCAACAUUUCCUUCUACUACUACCACUAACAGAUUUCCCAGAAUGGCAAGUUACUUCAGCUUGUCUCAGUGGCAGGAGCUUGAGUUGCAGGCUUUGAUAUUCAGGUACAUGCUGGCUGGUACCUCUGUUCCUCCUGAGCUUCUUCAACCAAUCAAGAAAAGCCUUCUCCAUUCCCCUUCAUUUUUCCUCCACCACCCACUCCAACAUUAUCAACCUACUUUGCUGCAGUCCGGGUAUUGGGGAAGAGCUGCCAUGGAUCCGGAGCCUGGCCGUUGCCGGAGGACAGACGGCAAAAAGUGGCGGUGCUCGAGGGAUGUGGUGGCCGGACAAAAGUACUGUGAACGCCACAUGCACCGUGGAAAAAACCGUUCAAGAAAGCCUGUGGAACUUCCCACACCAACUAGUGCCGGUGGUGGUGCCGGUGUUGGUGGUGGAUCUUUCUGUGCUUCAUCCUCCACUUCUUCACCGCCUCUGGUCACUGCCUCUAUGAAAUCCCCUUUUGAUCUCCUUCACCUUAAUGAACGUUCCUCUGGGACCAAGAAAGAAGACAAGAGCUUGUUUGAAAGUCAAGAUCAUGUGAGUGGGGAUGGUAGGUCAGGUGGGCAUAUGCUAAGGCAUUUCUUUGAUGAUUGGCCAAGAUCACUCCAAGACUCUGACAACAACAACGCUGAAAACAAUACUGGGAGGGUGAACUCUUCCACAUGCCUCUCCAUUUCAAUGCCAGGAAACACUUCUUCUUCAGAUGUGUCAUUAAAACUAUCCACUGGCUAUGGUGGAUCAGAGGAUCCGGGCACUAGAAGUGAGAAUAUGGGCAUGGAAGCAGAGCAGGUGCAGUUGAAUUGGGCCGGAGGAUGGGCUUCUUCGGGUAAUCAUUCAAUGGGAGGACCACUUGCAGAGGCACUGAGAUCAUCCACCUCAACUUCCUCACCCACUAGUGUUCUGCAUCAGUUGCAUCGUGGUUCUGGAUCUGAGACCAGCUUCAUUAGUUAGCACCUAAGUUUAGUGAUUUGGUGGACUAAUUUAACUUCCUGUAUUAAUAUUAUUUUUUCAUUUUCUUGGGGUUGCUUUCCACUAUGAGCAUUCUUGGACAAGGGACAUGUUUUGUAUUAAACCUAUGGUAUUGUAUGGACCACGUUUGUUGUUAUUGGGUGAGGUAAUAGAUAUUGCAUUGCCUUCA